Molecule: messenger RNA, 441 nt
Organism: Adineta ricciae
Lineage: Eukaryota; Metazoa; Rotifera; Eurotatoria; Adinetida; Adinetidae
Source: the annotation of a GenBank genome assembly
AUGGCUUGCUGUGUCGCAGUUCUGAUUAAAGAAAAUUUGAUUUACCUUCGACGAUCGACGGAAGAAUUGAAAUUUCUUUUCCUAAUUCAUGCGUCGAUCGAUAUACUGGAUGAUAAGGUGAACCAAUUGACUAAGCCCGGUGGUGACCGUGAUGCGAAAGAUUUCUAUCUAGGUUUACUCUAUCCAGUCGAAGAAUACAAGAUAUAUGGCUAUGUUUCGCCGACACGUGUCAAGUUUAUCUUAAUAUUCGAACAUUCAACUUCGAUAUCUUUGAAAGAUGCUGAUAUUAAACUACUUUUCCAGCGUCUUCAUCAAGCAUACAUUGAUUGUAUAUCGAAUCCGUUCUAUGAGCCAGUUACUCAAUUGAAAUCGAAACGUUUCGAGCAAGUUGUAUCUAGUCUAAUGGUUCAAACUGAUUCUAUGGCAUCAUCAUGCCGAUGA